Hylaeus volcanicus is the source of this 1544-nucleotide messenger RNA. RefSeq lists its product as uncharacterized. Gene Ontology annotation, biological process: chromatin organization. The transcript has 9 exons. Lineage: Eukaryota; Metazoa; Arthropoda; Insecta; Hymenoptera; Colletidae. The record is from RefSeq and is a predicted model, not a curated record. Bases 163 to 1248 code for a protein of 361 amino acids. Gene Ontology annotation, cellular component: nucleus.
AUAAAGUGUAUGUUUCGAGUGAGCAGAAAAUGGGAGAAAUUUUUUUAAAUAUGCUUAUUCAAAAAUUAAAAACACGCUGGUAAAGUCACAGAUUCUAGCACUGUUAAAGUGACUAGUAGAAGUUUUUCCAGUGUAUUCUAAGCAUGUCACAGUGAUUGUCUAAUGGAAAAUAAACCUCUUGAAUCGGGUAAUGCUGUAUUACAAACAGUUCACUGUUCAGAAGGUGGUCGAGCUUUUAAAUUACUACAAGAGCGUCAUCGACGUUUGAAAGGAGUUGAAGCAGCGAAAACCGAAAUUGAUAAUGAAACGAAAAAAAGACGAAUAUGUGAUAUUCAUGAAAAAUAUACGGGGUCCAUUUUAGAAGAUUUAGAAGUAGAAUUUCAAGAACAAACAGUUGGCUUGAUCUCAGCGGAAGAAUUCAGAGAGAAGAGACAACGACUUUUAGAAAAAAUGGAAGAAAGAUCAGAAAUGGAAUUGGCCAAAAUUUCAACACCUGUAAAAUCCAAUAUAUUCAUUAGUCAAAUACAAAAAACGAAACUGUCGUUUAUUGAUGAUUGCAGCACGGAUGAAGAUGAAAUGGAUGAGUCUUCUCUAGACAUUGUGAAGAAAUCAAACGCAGCGUCACAUUUCACCUCAAAGAAUAACGAAAUAAAAAGGGGAAUCAAAAAGGAUACCACGGUCGAUACGUCUUUUUUAUGUGAUGCAGAAAGAGAAAAACGUUUGUAUGAAGAAAAAGAAAAAAUUAUCAAAGAAUACUAUUUAGAACAAAAACGUAUUAAAGAGGAACCCUUAGAGAUCACAUAUUCGUAUUGGGAUGGACUUGGUCAUCGGCGUUGUAUUCAAGUAAAGAAAGGCACUAGUGUUGGGGAAUUUUUAUCGUUAUGUCGAGAAUCAUUAGAAAAAGAAUUUCCUAAACUUAAAUCUAUUUCAACGGAGAAUUUGAUGUAUAUAAAAGAGGAUUUAAUUCUGCCGCAUCAAGUAACUUUUUAUGAAUUAAUCAAAAAUAAAGCUAAAGGAAAAUCAGGGCCUCUUUUCAAUUUUGAUGUUCAUGAUGAUGUUCGCUUAUAUUCGGACGCAAGCGUUGAGAAAGAUGAAUCACAUGCAGGUAAAAUAGUGGAUCGGAAGUGGUAUAAAGCAAAUAAACAUAUCUUCCCAGCUUCCCGUUGGGAGCUAUAUGAUUCUACCAAAACUUAUGAAAAAUAUACUAUUCGUGGAUCUUAUGAUCAUUCUAAAGAAAUUGUUCCUUAAGAAAAGUUUCUCGUUAUAUUAAAGUCAAUAGCAUGUUAGCAUUUUGAAUUGUGUCAAUACAAAAAGAUGUAAAAUUUAUUCAUUACCUUGUGGCGGUUUUCUGUUUUUCUUAAGAGAACAAUAGAGUGGACAACUUGAUAAAGAUAAAGAAGAAUGUGUUUAUUGAAGAAAAAACUUGUGUAGGUGACAAAAUUUUUUCAAGCAAUGAAAAUGUUUUGAUUACAAUUAAAAAAAAUGUUUCUUCUUUUUUGCCAACCUGAAGAAUUUAAAAAAGAAAGUGUAACAAAAAAAAGAAC